AUGAUUGCCAUGUCCCCUACUGUGUCCCUGAAAGGCUCCAUCAAAUUCUCCAUGAAAAAAAUGCUGGCUGGCGGUGAAAUGUCCUCGUCAACGUUCACUGGACCUGGUGAACUACUACUGGCGCCCUCAAUGCUGGGUGAUAUCUCUAUUCUGAGGCUUAACGGACAAGAACAAUGGUCGGUCGGUAAAGACGCAUUCCUUGCAUGCACUCAAGGGGUAGUCAAGGACUAUAAAAAUCAGGGCCUCAGCAAAGCGUUCUUCUCCGGAGAGGGCCUGUUUGUCUAUAAGAUAAGCGGAACCGGAAUACUCUUUGUCCAGAGUUUCGGCGCGAUCAUAAGAAAAGAUCUGGUCGAUGGCGAAAAGUACAUUGUUGACAACGGCCAUCUUGUAUCGUGGAACUGCAAGUAUGUUAUGGAACGCGUCGCUUCUGGUGGGGUAUUGUCCAAUCUCAGCUCUGGAGAAGGUCUCGUUUGCAAAUUCACCGGCCCUGGAACGAUCUACCUACAAACGAGAAAUCCCUCUGCUUUUGCUUCUUGGAUGGUUGCGAACGGUGCUGCUGGUGGUGGCGGUGCCUGA
Messenger RNA from Trichophyton verrucosum HKI 0517, 576 nucleotides. RefSeq lists its product as uncharacterized. NCBI's taxonomy places the organism in Eukaryota, Fungi, Ascomycota, Eurotiomycetes, Onygenales, Arthrodermataceae. The transcript has 2 exons. The coding region runs from base 1 to 576 and encodes 191 amino acids. The record is from RefSeq and is a predicted model, not a curated record.